AUGGACGAGGAUGCUGAGAUUGCCCAACAAACGGAUUCGAUUGAGGAUCCCGAGGUGAGUCCUACGGUUUCCGGUGAUGCUGAUCUUGAUUCGACAGUCGAUGCUCAGGGGAGUUCGCAAGUCAUUGACGAUGCUGCAGGUUCCUCACCUAUGGAGCUCGAUUCGACGGUUACUAAUGUCGAUGGCGAUGGCGAUUGCGGUGCUAGGGUUUCUGGGAGUGAGAGAUCGGAUAACGCUGAUCUCGUUGCGUGCGAAGGCAGUGGGGAAGAUGAUGAUAUAAGUGAAACGAAACCUAGUUUUCCCGAGGUCAAAAGGGAGGAUGUUACUGAAAGCCAGAUUGAGAGGUCUGAUGAUGACAGUCCUGAGCUUAAAGAAGAUGUCUCCGAUGAUAAUCAAUCUAGUGAGCUUGGCUCCGAAGCUGAUGAGAUUGAUUCGAAGGAAGAAAAGCGAGGAGAUUUGGAGAAACAUGCGGCUUCGGAUUACAAAUCUCUCUUAUCGGAGUUUGAUGAUUACGUUGCAAGCGAGAAAAUGGGGGAUGGUUCUGGAGUUUCGAGGGCAUUGAGCUAUGGGUUCGAAGUGGGCGAUUUGGUUUGGGGAAAGGUAAAGUCUCAUCCUUGGUGGCCUGGUCAUAUAUUCAAUGAAGCUUUUGCGUCUCCCUCCGUUCGUCGCAUGAGGAGGAUGGACCAUGUUCUUGUUGCAUUUUUCGGGGAUAGUAGUUACGGCUGGUUUGAUCCUGCUGAGCUUAUUCCCUUUGAGCCUCAUUUGGCAGAGAAGUCACAGCAGACUGUCUCGAAGCACUUUGUAAGAGCUGUGGAGGAAGCCACUGAUGAAGCGAGUAGAAGAUCAGCUCUUGGCUUGACUUGUAAAUGUAGGAAUCCUUUUAACUUUAGGCCUACGAAUGUUGAAGAUUACUUUGCUGUUGAUGUGCCGGAUUACGAGCUUCAGUCCGUUUACUCUACUGAGCAGAUUCAGAAAUCUAGGGAUGGGUUUUCACCUGUUGAGACUCUCUCGUUUGUGAAGGAAUUGGCUUUAGCACCUCAAGAGUGUGAUUCCAACAGUCUAGAUUUCUUGAAGAAGAAAGCAGUGGUUUCUUCUUUCCGCAAGGCUGUGUUCGAGGAGUUUGAUGAAACAUAUGGUCAGGCCUUUGGGACGAAAUCUGUGCGCACUCUAGCGAGUGCAAAUGAACCUCAUAAUAGAGCACCUCCUCGAGCUCCCUUGAGUGGCCCGCUGGUCAUAGCAGAAACUCUAAGUGACUCGAAGAGCUCUAAAAAGACCGCAAAGGUUAAGGAUUCGAAAAAACAAGACAAGUAUCUUCUCAAGCGAAGAGAUGAAGCAGGUGAUACGACUGUUCAAUUUGGCCAAGUUGAAGCAAGUUCUAGCACAGGCGUUGGAGGAUCUACGGAUGGGGAUUUUGUGCUGCAGAGAAGAGAUCCAACGCUUCAAACUCCAAUGAAAGAUGAGGAGUCUGGGAUUGUCAGCAUGGAUUUCACCUCUUCAAGUGCAGCUAGUCCUGGUAAAGAAUGUUCUGUACCAAAGCUCUCUCGUGAUGAAGAAAAGGGUUUAGCUGAUGAUGAAUCAAAGGUGAAAAUGGAAGAACAAACUGUUGUAUUUCCAGAGCAUGUGAAAUCUGAAGCUGUGGCGAGUCUUAAACAAGAGACUGGAGCAGAUCUUGGAUCAGCUGGAAGCUCUCCCAAGCCCCUGCUUGAGUCUCCUCGAGGUUCUCAUACCUCAGCCUCUGAGGGGAAAAGUUCCACAGGGUCUGUAAUCAAGAAAGGCAAAGCUACUAAACGAUCGUCAAGCGAAAUAGGCCCUGAAAAUCCUUCUUUAGAGCCGAAAAAGAAGAAGAAGAAGAAGAUAGAGGUUAACUCUGACCAUCCAGAAAAGAGAAAGCUUUUGUCUUCUGGGGAAGCUGGAGCCAAGAAAUUGUCCCAGCUUGGUUCAGCACAUUUACACUCGUAUAUGGAAGCUGAUGUGCCGCAGCUGUUGAGUCAUCUGCAAGAUCUCUCUCUGGACCCUUUCCAUGGUUCAUCAGUUGCUUCUUUUGGAGCUGCUAGGAGGUUCUUUCUCCGUUUCCGUUCACUUAAUUACCAGAAAAGUUUGGCCGUAUCUUCAUCUGAUGCUACUGCUGAAUAUGCCAGAGACACAAAACCCUCAAAACCGGUCAAGACUGUCAACAGAACCGAAGGCCCAUCAAAAGCUGGGAAAAAACGUCUCUCUUCUGAUCGUCAGGACGAAAUCCCAUCACCUAAGAAGCUGAAGAAAACUAUUCAGUUGAAACCAACACCUUCUGAGAAGAAGAUCAAACGAGAAGCAAAGGAUGGUUUAAAACCAGCAAGAGAGCAAAGCAGUGGUGCAGUUCAAGCUAAACCCGCCAAAGCUCAAACCGGGAAGAAAACGGCUCCGUCAGUGAAGGUAGUUGAGCCAACAAUGCUGGUCAUGAAGUUCCCACCAGGCACAUCUCUCCCUUCUUCUGCAUUGCUAAAGGCGAGGUUUGGUCGCUUCGGGCUGUUGGAUCAAUCCGCCAUUAGAGUUUUCUGGAAAUCCUCGACCUGCCGUGUUGUCUUUCUGUAUAAAGCCGAUGCACAGACGGCUUUUCGAUAUGCAUCAGGAAAUAGCUCUCUCUUUGGAAACGUGAACGUAAGGUACUUUCUUCGUGACGUGGAUGCUCCUAAAGCCGAGCCUCAGGAACCAGAAAACGCAAAGGAAGAUGAUGAACCACAGAGCCAGUGGCUAGACCAAGCACCGCCACUUCACCAACCAAUCCUACCACCGCCAAACAUCAACCUGAAAUCUUGCUUGAAGAAAUCCGCUGAUGACCCAAGCAGUAGUCGCGGAACCGCAAGAGUCAAAUUCAUGUUAGGAGGUGAAGAUAACACAAGUAAAGCAACCGCCGAGGCAAAACUCACCCCAACGUUGAGUAGAAACAGUGGAUCUUCUUCUUCAUCAUCAUCUGUUGCAAUGGAAUUUGUUAGUAAGAAGUUUCAAAACGUUGUUCAUCAUCAACAGCUUCCUCCUUCAACAUUGCCUCCAAUUCUUCCUCUCCCACCACAAUACACAAAACCCGUUAAAACAGUGGACCAUGUGGAACCACCAAUGCCACCACCUUCCAGAAACUUCCGUGGCCCGAGCCCGGCGGUUGUUGGUGCGGGAGACAUCUCUCACCAGAUGCUCAACCUCUUGUCAAAAUGCAAUGACGUUGUGGCUAACGUCACGGGCUUGUUGGGCUACGUUCCUUACCAUCCAUUGUGA
Microthlaspi erraticum is the source of this 3249-nucleotide messenger RNA. The record is from the annotation of a GenBank genome assembly. NCBI's taxonomy places the organism in Eukaryota, Viridiplantae, Streptophyta, Magnoliopsida, Brassicales, Brassicaceae.